UAGACCGCUCCGAAGGGGGCCGGGCUGAGGACGGUUCCCGGAAACAGGCGGAGCAUCUCGGCCGUCUCCAGUUUCCCCUCCCGCGGGACCCACCGGAGGGGGUCCCCGGGGUGGCGGGGAUGGAGGAGGCUCAGCGGCUGCUGCUGCAGAGGAGCCGCCUGCGCCUGGUGCAAGAGCUGCAGGUGGCUCCGCUCUGGGACCUGCUGCUGCACAAAGGAGUCUUCACCCAGGACAUGAUCGAGGAGAUCCAGAGAGCAGGCACUCGAAGAGACCAAGCGAGGCAGUUGGUUACAGACCUUCAGACGCGAGGGAGACAAGCUUUUCCUGCAUUUGUCUCAAGCCUGCAAGAAACUGGACAGGAUGACCUUGCUGCUUUGCUGAGUGAAGGAUACAAAUUCCCACAGUUGUGUCCAGUUGAUAUAAAACCAAUUAAAAUGGGCUUACGUGGUGGAAAGGGUGAUACAUAUGUGAAGGAUCCUGAAUAUUUGCCUGCCCCAGUCCGAACUGUGACUGAAAGAUGCCAAGAGCCGGGGCGUCCCAGUGUAGCGUCUCAAGGUUGUGCUGAAGACAGAUCCAGGAAGAACUCAGAUAUGGUUUAUGUUCUGAAAGCUGACCCGUGUGGCUACUGCCUCAUCAUCAACAACGUCAAUUUCAUUGAAACGUCUGACCUGUCUUCUCGAGAGGGCUCCAACGUAGACUGUGAGAAACUGGAGAAGCGCUUCAAGUCACUGCACUUUGAUGUCCUCAUCCGACAAGAUCUCAAAGCUCAGGAAAUUGCCUCGGAGUUGCAGCGCCUGGCUAGGCAGGACCACAGCGCUCUGGACUGCUGCCUGGUGGUGAUCCUUUCCCAUGGGUGCCAGACCAGCCACAUUCAGUUUCCUGGCGGCAUUUACGGCACAGACGGAAAGCGCAUUCCAGUUGAAAAGAUUGUGAACUACUUCGAUGGGUCCCACUGCCCAAGCUUGAGAGGAAAACCCAAACUCUUCUUUAUUCAAGCCUGUGGCGGAGAGCAAAAAGACCGAGGAUUUGAGGUGGAUUCUGAUUCACCCGUAAACCAACUUCAUGGAGAUUCUUUAGCGUCGGAUGCACGUCCCUUUCAGAUGCAGCCCAGUAACUUGGAUGAGCCGGAUGCAGUAGCCAGCUUACCCACUCCCAGUGACAUCUUGGUAUCCUACUCAACUUUUCCAGGUUUUGUCUCCUGGCGGGAUACGCACAGCGGCUCGUGGUACAUCGAAACACUGGACAGCGUCCUUGAGCAAUAUGCCCAUAGUGAAGACCUGCUAAACAUGCUACUCAGGGUGGCUCGUAAUGUGUCUGCUAAAGGACGGUACAAGCAGAUGCCGGGCUGCUUUAACUUCCUCCGUAAACAAUUCUUCUUCAUGACCGAAUGAAGUUGUGGCUGGGAGGUCUCUGCCUACACCCAGAGAGUCACCAAGAAGCCUGCAGAGAUUCUGCACCUGGCCAUGAUUGCUCUGAACCGAUGCUUCUGUUUGCGUGGAUUCGUUUCUCCUGGGAAGCUUAAUGUGAUUCCACUCUCAUUACGGUGAAAUCGACGUCUCAGCUGCUGCCCGAUCAGGCCAAGACUGGUCGUGUCCUCAUUUCAGACAGGUGACAGGACUGCAGGGAAAAGUCCUGCCCUCCACUAGUCCGGAGGGCCAUUCCAGUAGCCAUUUAUGGCCCCACUCUAGCUACGAUUACAGGAGGCGAGGGCAAAGUGUCGGCAGUUUGUAAUUGUGCUUGUGUUUAUUCUCUUUCAAUCAAAAGUGCACCUGAAUUGAAAGCCAGUAUUAGGGGGGAUAGUUUUGCAGCAUCUGUUGCCCUUUUGUAUUAAAGACCCCGCUCUUUAUA
Molecule: messenger RNA, 1848 nt
Organism: Pelodiscus sinensis (Chinese soft-shelled turtle)
Lineage: Eukaryota; Metazoa; Chordata; Testudines; Trionychidae
Gene: CASP9
Product: caspase 9
Biological process (GO): regulation of apoptotic process; proteolysis
Molecular function (GO): cysteine-type endopeptidase activity
Source: RefSeq, a predicted model, not a curated record